CAGUGGUGACACGCGUGAAAAAUAACAAUUAAUCAAAAUUAUAUUUAUUAAAGACAAUUAAAUUUCAAAAGGGCAAUAUUGAUUCGCGAUAAAAUUUACGAGUGCAUUAAGUAUCUAGAUUAUUGAAGUUAAAUUAGCAAUUUUAUGCGAGCUGUUAAGUUUUUCUUUUUUUUUUUUUGAAAUGGCUUAUCGUAUAUUUGUUUUGUGUGCCUGUGUUUGUCACAUUGUCUUCGGUCAGCUUGUAUUCGAGUGCGAGACUGUAGGCAAGACUCCGGGCACGUGCGUCGGCAUCACGCAGUGUGAGCCGUACCUCAAGCUGCUGGCGAGUGCUGGCUCCAAGCCUGAAGUGAAGGAUCUGCUGAGGAAGUCGCUGUGCGGUUACGAUGGCACCACUCCUAAGGUGUGUUGUCCAAGAGCGACGGCGACCACGCGCGUAGUUAGUGACGUAGGCAAGGCUUUGAAGGAAGACACAGACUACAUCUUCGCGUUCCCUUCCCCGCCUGAAUGCGGUAUAAGUAAUGCCAGCUUUGGCAGAAUAGUCGGUGGCGUAGACGCUAAGCUAGGUGAUUUGCCAUGGAUGGCGCUGCUGGGGUACUCAGUGCGCGGCGCUCCGACCAACUGGCUGUGCGGCGGCUCGCUCAUCAGUGCGCGCCACGUGCUGACAGCGGCACACUGUAUACAUAACCAGGAGACCUCGUUAUACGUGGUCCGUUUGGGCGAGUUGGACUUAGCCCGGGAGGACGAAGGCGCGGUCCCUGUAGACGUUCUCAUCAAGAGGAACAUCAAGCACGAGGCAUAUAAUCAUGAGUCUUUCGAGAACGACAUUGGUCUAAUUGUACUUCAAAAUGAAGUGCAGUUCACAGACCUCAUAAGACCCAUAUGCAUACCCACGGACAGCAGAUUUCGCUCUGUGGACUUCGUUGGCUGGACUCCCCUGGUGGCGGGCUGGGGCAAGCUAAGUGCGCGUGGUGCAAAAGCGACGCACCUCCAGGUGUUGCAGCUGCCAGUGUUGACCAACGAGGUGUGUGUCCAACGCUACGCGGCGUACGAGGCGCAGGUCAUCGACCAGCGCGUGUUGUGCGCUGGAUACACCAGCGGGGGCAAGGAUUCUUGCAGCGGCGACAGUGGCGGGCCGCUGAUGCAGCCAAUUCCCGUGAACCUAACGUCAGUGUACUACCAACUCGGUGUGGUGUCCUUCGGGCCGAGAGAGUGCGCGUUGCCCGGCUUACCCGGUAUCUACACACGGAUAACCAGCUUCGUACCCUGGCUGCAGAGACAGGUCCUUGGAGCUGUGUAACAUGACAUAUGUCACAUCAACAUGACACAUGUCACAUCAAUAUGACGUAUGUCACAUCGAUAUGACAUAUAUAAUCACAUCGACAAAAAAAUAACACAUAUUGUAUGGCCAUACGCAUAUACAAUCAUAUGCCAGAGAGUUUGAAAGGGUUAGAUGCUAUGCAAUUCAAAAGAAAAAUGGUCAAAAUACUCUUAGUUAUAUGAUAUUACACACAGUGGCAGAGUUCCUUAAUGACAAAUUAUUUUAUAUCAAUAAAAUGUAAAUGAAUACCUAAUGUUUUGACAGUAUUACCCUUGGUUUAUUGGUUGUAUUUUAUUAUUUAUGUUCAUUGACUUUAAUUUCUGAAAUUACAAUGUAAAUACAUAUUUGAAAAUUUUAAAUAAAAAAUAUUAUAAUGAACUCGGCUUGCACGCCUAUGAGGCAGAUUGUGUAUGAACAUUUAAAUGUAACAAUAUCUGUAUAUGACCAUAUUCUGGCAAUAAAUGAUUUAUGAUUUAGGAUAUGAUUUAUGACAUGAGGUAUGUCACAUCGACAUGAGGUAUGUUACAUCGACAUGACAUAUGUCACAUCGACAUGACAUCAGCUGAUGGACGACGACUGUUGGAGGCCUGGACUAGGCCUUUUGUAGGGCAUAUACAACGGCCCGCGCCGUCUACCACAUCAAAUUUAUUAAUGUCGUUCUAGACAUUAAAAAUAAGUGAUACUUAUAAAUAAAAACUAUAAAGAAAUUGAAAGUAGUAUUUUUACUACCUUGAAAAAACUAAAAAACACGCUUGAUACCCAUGUCAUAGGGGUGCAUUUCAAAUAAACUGUCCGCCAUCUUGGACGUCCGCCAUUUUGUAGAAAUU
Bicyclus anynana (squinting bush brown) is the source of this 2145-nucleotide messenger RNA. RefSeq names its product venom protease. Lineage: Eukaryota; Metazoa; Arthropoda; Insecta; Lepidoptera; Nymphalidae. Gene Ontology annotation, molecular function: serine-type endopeptidase activity. Gene Ontology annotation, biological process: proteolysis. Bases 182 to 1297 code for a protein of 371 amino acids. The transcript has 8 exons. The record is from RefSeq and is a predicted model, not a curated record.